AUGGAGUUGACCAAUGAGACCACAGUCCAGGAAUUCAUUUUGCUGGGAUUUGGAGGUGGACAACGGAAAUAUUUUCUGCUCCUUGUUUUUUUUACUGUUCUCUACAUGCUCACUUUGGCAGAGAACAUUACCAUUAUCACACUGGUGCUACUAGAUGCUCAUCUGGCCCACCUUCCCAUGUACAUCCUGUUGAGCAAUUUCUCCUGGCUGGAGAUGUGUUAUGUGACUGCCACUGUUCCUCGGAUGCUUCUUGACCUGGCUUCUCCACAUGGUAUCAUCUCCUUCCAGGCUUGCUUCUUUCAGUUCUACAUCUUCUUCUCUCUUGGGGCUACUGAAUGCUUCUUCCUUUCAGCCAUGGCUUUGGAUCGAUACCUGGCUAUCUGCCACCCUCUGCGCUACCCACAAAUUAUGCCCCAACAUUCCUGCUAUGUCCUCAUCUUUUCCUGUUGGGUCCUUGGCUUUCUCUGGCACCUCGUCCCUGUGCUAUUGAUCUCUAAGUUGUCCUUCUGUGGCCCUAACAUCUUUAACCACUUUGUGUGUGACCCUGGGCCACUUCUAUCUGUUGCCUGUCCCCCAUUAGGAAAUGCUCCUUUUGUCUAUCAGGUGUUCAUGAACACUUUGAUUUUAUCCAAUGUCUUUUUUGUUGUGCUGUCCUAUACUAUUGUCAUUCUCACUCUGAUAAAAAGCUCUUAUCAAGGUAAUCGUAGGAAGGCCUUCUCUACAGUAUUUUUCCAUCUAGUGGUUGUGACAAUUUUCUAUGGCUCUGUAGCAGGAGUUUACUUAAUUCCUAGUGGGGAAAAUCAAUCAGACCUCACAAAGGCAGCAACAGUUUUCUACACAGCCAUUACACCUUUUCUUAACCCCUUGAUCUACUGUCUGAGAAAUGAGCAAGUGAAAGAGGCCCUGGGCAGGUUGCUGAAGAGAACGGAGAAAUGGUGGGGCCAAAUGCUGAAACUAUAA
Sceloporus undulatus (fence lizard) is the source of this 960-nucleotide messenger RNA. Its product is annotated as olfactory receptor 11G2-like. Gene Ontology annotation, biological process: G protein-coupled receptor signaling pathway. The coding region runs from base 1 to 960 and encodes 319 amino acids. Gene Ontology annotation, cellular component: membrane. The transcript has a single exon. NCBI's taxonomy places the organism in Eukaryota, Metazoa, Chordata, Lepidosauria, Squamata, Phrynosomatidae. Gene Ontology annotation, molecular function: G protein-coupled receptor activity; olfactory receptor activity. The record is from RefSeq and is a predicted model, not a curated record.